This is a messenger RNA of Pseudopodoces humilis (Tibetan ground-tit), 2988 nucleotides long. NCBI's taxonomy places the organism in Eukaryota, Metazoa, Chordata, Aves, Passeriformes, Paridae. The record is from RefSeq and is a predicted model, not a curated record.
CGCGCUCGGAACCGCCGGAACGGAGCGAGGGAACGCUGGAGGCGGCUUUGUACCUUGUCCGCCGGAGCCCCAGGCUGUCCGGUUCACCUUGAUCACCACCAGAGAAAACUCCACAAAAGAUGGAAGACACCGAGCCGUGGUACUCUCAGCAAGUGUACACAAGGUACUGGAGGCACUAUGACUUAGCCAUGCGCUGGAUGCGCAGGCACCAGAAGGCCUACAGGAAAGCCAUGGAGUCCUUUUAUCGCCUGCCAUGGCAUCCAUGUCAUCCUGCUGCAGCCUCUCCAAGCAGCCACUAUGCAGAUUGGGAUGGGAAUGACCUCCCACAUACCCAAAACUAUUCUUCCAGCUAUAGACCAGGUGUCAGAGUUCCAUAUCAUGGGGGAGAUCAGCAGUACGCAGGUGCCUACGAGGAGAGGGAUGAUGCUGAUGAGGACUCUGAAAUGGAAGAGGAUGCUGAAGGAGACUCCAAAAUGGAGGAAGACUCCGAGUCUGAAGGGGAGAUAGAAUAUGACUUGAGUAACAUGGAGAUCACAGAGGAGCUUCGCCAGUUUUUUGCAGAGACAGAAAGGCACCGAGAAGAGCUGCGGAGGCAGCAGCAGCUGGAGGCUGAGGACCCAUACGUGGAGGCUGAUCAAGACCUGCACAAGAGGGUGGAGCGUUCUGUGGAGCCGCCUACAGAAAGACCCGGGGAGAGGCGCAUGGCAGAAAUGAAGAAACUGUAUGGUGCUGAAGCUGCCAAAAUCCAGGCAAUGGAGGCUGCCAUGCAGCUUAUCUUUGAUAGGAACUGUGACAAAAAGCAGCCCAAAUACUGGCCCAUUAUUCCCCUUAAGCUGUAAGUACCCAGACUGUGCUCUGACACGGUGCAGUGCUAUAAGGUCAGGUGCCUCAGGUUGGGCUGCUGACAGAGCAAACUGCACAUUUUGGUUUUGGGCUUUGGGGGAGUGUCUAGCAAGGACAGCAUGUAUUUCUUUGGCCAUUUUUUUCUUUUACAGUGUCUGUCAGUGAUGCUCACAGUCCAUUCAUCCUACAUACAGUUGUCAAGUAGUAAUAGGAGGGACUGUAAUAUCAAACCUGUCUAAAAUUCUCUAAUUUGAUACCCGCUUGCCUUGACUUGCAAGAAACAUAACAACAUCCAUACUCAGUGAACUGGGAAAACUUGAAGCAAUAUAAAGAAGGAAAAGACUUUAGGAAUCGUCUGCUCUUCCUGUUUAGGAAUUUGACUGAUCCCAUUUUCUAGUCUUAUUUAACGUAGUAGUAUUAGGAUCAUGUUUCACACAGCAUAGCUUGAAGUGUUAUGUCUGCUAAUCUUGGAUUUUUUUGAGAAUCAGGAGCCCACUGGCCAAGAUACAACUUAUCAAAUUACCAUAGCCCAGACACUGGAAUUCUUUUUCAAAGGUUUAUAAUAAAGCAGGAAGGUUUUUUUCCAGACUGAUACUUGUCUGGCACGAGUUUGACUCUAAAGCAACAUUAUAUAGAAAAAUGUUUUAAUGCAGGGGUGGGAGGAUCGGGCAGAAGCCUGUUGUGGUCCUGUCUGUUAGAGAUCUGUUGAGCAGAAGAGAAACUAAGAGGACACAACACUAUUUGAGCCAGUGCCUCCAGUGUUUUUUGUCAUUCUAAUAAAAAGCAGCAAUGGACUUUAAGCUUUAAAGAAGGCUUAUUAGAGCAGUAGACUAUAUCUCACCAAUGUAUAUAGAACUGUGGAAGCCAAGUAGCCCUGUGGGCUAUGUCUAUUUUAGUUGCAGCUUUCCAAUGGCCAGGUGCAUGGGACAUGCACAAAAUUUAAACAUAAGUAGUUGUGUACUCAUCUAUCUACACAGAGAUGUGCCUCUGUGUGUGCUUAUCCAUCUGCACUAGCUGUUCGGUUCUGCUUCUGUCACUCUUUGGGCCAGUGGUGCUUGCCCCACAGGAGGUAGAAUGAAGCACAUUGGUGGUUUGUGUAAGAGAGGCCAAAAGGGCCCCUCAAAACCAGUGUCUCCUUAGAAAAUGGUACCCUGAACACUUAAAAGGACUCUGUGAAGCUCUGCUGAUAAAUAUCAUUGUGUACUGAAGGUCAGUAGUUUGUGUUGCAGCAUUUUCAUGCCAGGGCAAAAGAACCAUCUGCUGGUUUAAUAGUGAUAUACCCAUCUGCCUUCGUGGCAACAGAGGAAGCUUACAAUUAAAAUUUUAGCUUCAGUUCAUGUUGACUGAGUGUCCAGAGUUUCUCUGUAGCAUGUGUAGUUUGUAAUACACCCAGCAGUUGCUGUGCCCUCUGCAGCAGCCAGCUGCAACAAAGCAAGUCUGCAGUGCGGUUUGGAAUAUCUUUGCUUUCAGCAGUAGUUACUGUUUUUUCAAAGCAGCAUUUCCAUGACAUUCCACCUCUUUCACUUUAGAUGUGAUGAGAUGAAGUUAAAUUGAACACUGAAAUUAAAAAGCCUCCAGUUUCCAAGACUUAUUUGUGGUGUGAUUAAUCUGAAAAACUUCACUGAGACAGGAGAGAGAAAAGGAUUAUUAACAGUCUUUCAUUUGUCUUCACUCUUGUUUUUGGCAGGUUUCAUCAAAAAUUCUGUGUUUUGUUGGGGUUUCCUUUCAUUGACCAAAUAAAUUUUCUUCUAACACCUUGUAAUUUUCUUUUAUUUUUUUAUAUAAACAAACUUCCAUAGCUAGAACACUUCAGUUCUUAGAUAGUAAAGCUUUCUUUUAGCUGCUGUAUUGUUUAAGGAAAAUUGAACUUAGAGCAGGAGUGGUUUUAACAUAUGGAGAGGCACAAGGAGUGUUGACAAGACUUUCACAGUAAUGUCAGGCAAUACCACACAUGUAUGGUGUGGUGCAAAAUGAAUGGGAAGGUUGCUGUAUCCACUGGGGGAAAGCCCUGUCGCAGAUUACCAUGCAUAAAUUUUUCUGUUCCUAUUUGAAAUGUUCCCAAUGUGGUGAUGGUGUUUUCCCUGUGCAGUUCAGUUCAGAAAAAAAAGAAGAAGAAUGGGUAGGGUAGGACUGGGCUGUUCUUAC